Messenger RNA from Camellia sinensis, 1287 nucleotides. The record is from RefSeq and is a predicted model, not a curated record. Lineage: Eukaryota; Viridiplantae; Streptophyta; Magnoliopsida; Ericales; Theaceae.
AUGGCUUCAUCUUCGGAUUCCAUGGGCAACACUUUCAGAGCUCGAGUCCAGAAGAUCUUCGGGUCUCUCAUCAUCAUCAUCAUCAUCAUCGCUAAGCCCUCCGUGGUCUCUCACCGACGACGAGGUUGGGAAUGUGACAAGGCUCAGCUAGGAAUGUUUUGUGCACAAGAGGUUGGAAAUGUGACAAGCUUUGCAACUUCAAGGGCACCCUCAGACCAUACUAGUUCCUCUUUGUUUGUUAAGAGAGUGGCUCGAAAUGGUUCUCCCCCAUGGCGAGAAGAUGAUAAAGAUGGACAUUACAUAUUUGCGCUUGGCGAAAAUUUAACUUCUCGCUAUAAGAUUCACAGCAAGAUGGGCGAAGGCACCUUUGGCCAGGUCUUGGAAUGUUGGGACAGAGAAAGGAAGGAAAUGGUUGCCAUUAAAAUUGUUCGUGGUAUUAAGAAAUAUCGUGAAGCAGCUAUGAUAGAAGUUGAAGUAUUGCAACAGCUUGGGAAACAUGAUAAGGAUGGCAACCGUUGUGUGCAAAUAAGGAACUGGUUUGACUAUCGUAACCAUAUCUGUAUUGUGUUUGAGAAGCUUGGACCAAGCUUAUACAAAUUUCUACGGAAAAACAAUUAUCGCUCAUUUCCAAUUGAUCUUGUCCGUGAGAUUGGCAGACAACUGUUGGAAUGUGUAGCAUUUAUGCAUGAUUUGCAUCUGAUUCAUACGGAUUUGAAGCCUGAGAAUAUUCUUCUAGUGUCUUCAGAGCAUGUUAAAGUUCCAGAUUACAAGGGUUCCUCACGAUCGCCAAAGGAUGGUUCUUACUUCAAAAAAGUUCCAAAAUCAAGUGCCAUCAAGGUAAUUGAUUUUGGCAGCACAACUUAUGAUCGUCAAGAUCAGAGCUACAUUGUAUCAAUUCGACAUUAUCGGGCACCAGAAGUAAUUCUGGGGCUUGGGUGGAGUUAUCCUUGCGAUGUUUGGAGUGUUGGUUGCGUCUUAGUGGAGUUGUGCUCAGUUUUUGCAUUGCUCCUAAGACCACGGAAGGACCACAAGUUCCGAUUUUACUGGAAUAUAUACCAUCACAGUAUGGGAUAUGCCAUAGUCAUCCUCGGCAUCAUCAAUGUGUUUAAAGGGCUAGACAUCUUGCUACCUGCAAACAAGUGGAGAUCAGCUUACAUAAUUGUGAUCUCUGGGUUGGGUAUUAUUGCUAUUUUGUUGGAAGCAAUUACAUGGGUUGUAGUCUUGAGGAGGAAGUCUAACAAGUCAACUAAGCCCUAUGACGGAUACAACGGACAAGGCAGGCAAUAG